This is a messenger RNA of Vigna radiata var. radiata (mung bean), 546 nucleotides long. RefSeq names its product protein FAR1-RELATED SEQUENCE 5-like. The transcript has a single exon. Bases 1 to 546 code for a protein of 181 amino acids. NCBI's taxonomy places the organism in Eukaryota, Viridiplantae, Streptophyta, Magnoliopsida, Fabales, Fabaceae. The record is from RefSeq and is a predicted model, not a curated record.
AUGUCGUUGGAAGAAGUUACUUGUGAGGUCAACAACAAUUCCAUUCAGAAUAUCAAUGAUAAUGUCCCUAAAAUUCAUAUGUGGUUUGAUACAAUUGAAGAAGUCAAGAGUUUUUAUACAAACUAUGUUGUGAGAUGCGGUUUUGGUGUUCGGAUAAGGACUUCUAGGAGAAAUAAGAAUAACGAGUUAAACUUCAUGAAAUUAGUGUGCUCUAGGGAAGGGAAGUACCUAUCUCCCAUUGCUCGAGAAUGGAAAGCCCAGCCAAGUCAAAAAACUCAAUGUCCUGCUGGAAUCACAGUUGUUAUGAAAGAAGGAAGAUGGCAGGUGAGAACAGUUAUUAAUGAACACAACCAUGACACGUGUCCGAAUAAUUUCAACCUCAUACAUGGUAAUCGAAGACUUAAUAUGCAUGCGAAGCACACCCUUAAUAUGAAUCAUGAUGCUGGUGUUCGCAUUAACAAAAGUUUCAUAUCCUUGGUUAAUGAUGCCGAUAGAUUUGAAAAGAUAGAAUUCCUGGAACGUGACGCCCGUAAUUACAUUGGAUAA